Oppiella nova is the source of this 618-nucleotide messenger RNA. NCBI's taxonomy places the organism in Eukaryota, Metazoa, Arthropoda, Arachnida, Sarcoptiformes, Oppiidae. The record is from the annotation of a GenBank genome assembly.
AUGUCGGUGGUCAAGAACCAUCGCCCGGACCACAUAUACAUCCACUGCGACUGCACUGAACUAUACGGCGAUCACUGGCAUAGAGUGCAGGCUAUUGCCAAUAGGAUGGGCACGAGGCUAACGGUGCGACCCAUAGAGAUGCCGACCCAAGUGUUCGGUAGAAAAUUGAACCCAAAAUGGGUGGUAUGGCACGCGUCCGAUUUGAGUCGACUACAGGCGCUCCGGGAGUUUGGGGGCAUUUAUUUGGAUCGAGAUAGCAAAAAUGGGUUGGGAAGCCCAGUGCUAAUCGAUCAUAAAAACGCCCGAUUUUUGCGAUUGUGUUACGAGACGUUCCGGGACUACGAUCCCACCAAAUAUUAUUACAAUAUCGCCGAACGCCCGGUGCUCGACGUUAUCAACAAACAGCCGCAUAUCAUACACAGACUGGACGGACAGUUUGGGGUCAAACCGUUUGAGGUCUGUCCUAUGCUGUACUCCCCUUAUGACAAGAAUUGGCGGAACAGUAGUGACCCAAAACCCCCGGCCUUUGACGCGUACAACGAGACAACUGUGUGGACAGUGGACACGACAUUCAGUCAUAUGUGUCGAGAUUUACUACAAUUUGAACAAAAUGUGUAA